Messenger RNA from Cebus imitator (Panamanian white-faced capuchin), 4453 nucleotides. RefSeq names its product phosphoribosylformylglycinamidine synthase (gene PFAS). Gene Ontology annotation, biological process: 'de novo' IMP biosynthetic process. Gene Ontology annotation, molecular function: phosphoribosylformylglycinamidine synthase activity. The coding region runs from base 190 to 3798 and encodes 1202 amino acids. The record is from RefSeq and is a predicted model, not a curated record. The transcript has 26 exons. NCBI's taxonomy places the organism in Eukaryota, Metazoa, Chordata, Mammalia, Primates, Cebidae.
GCUCGGCAGUCCUGGCUCCUUCCUGGCUCCAAUGACCUGCUGCUGGAGGUCGGGCCCAGGCUGAACUUCUCCACCCCAACAUCUACCAACAUCGUGUCAGUGUGCCAUGCCGCUGGGCUGGGGCCUGUGGAUCGUGUGGAGACCACCCGGCGCUAUCGGCUCUCGUUUGCCCACCCCCCUUCGGCUGAGAUGGAAGCGAUUGCUCUGGCUACCCUGCAUGACCGGAUGACAGAGCAGCACUUCCCCCAUCCCAUCCAGAGUUUCUCUCCUGAGAGCAUCCCAGCACCCCUCAAUGGCCCUAUCAAUAUACUGGGCGAAGGCCGGCUUGCACUGGAGAAGGCCAACCAGGAGCUAGGUCUGGCUUUAGACUCUUGGGACCUAGACUUCUACACCAGGCGCUUCCAGGAGCUACAGCGGAACCCAAGCACUGUGGAGGCCUUUGACUUGGCGCAGUCCAAUAGUGAGCACAGCCGACACUGGUUCUUCAAGGGCCAGCUCCACGUGGAUGGGCAGAAGCUGGUGCACUCCCUGUUUGAGUCCAUCAUGAGCACCCAGGCAUCCUCGAACCCCAACAACGUCCUCAAAUUCUGUGACAACAGCAGUGCAAUCCAGGGAAAGCAAGUCCGAUUCCUACGGCCUGAGGACCCCACACAGCCAAGCCGCUUCCGGCAACAGCAGGGGCUGAGACAUGUUGUCUUUACAGCAGAGACUCACAACUUUCCCACAGGAGUAUGCCCCUUUAGUGGUGCGACCACUGGCACAGGGGGCCGGAUUCGAGAUGUCCAGUGCACAGGCCGUGGGGCCCACGUGGUGGCUGGCACUGCCGGCUAUUGCUUUGGAAAUCUCCAUAUCCCAGGUUACAAUCUACCCUGGGAGGAUCUGAGCUUCCAGUAUCCUGGGAACUUUGCCCGGCCCCUGGAGGUUGCCAUUGAAGCCAGUAAUGGAGCUUCUGACUAUGGCAACAAGUUUGGGGAACCAGUGCUGGCUGGCUUCGCCCGCUCCUUGGGCCUCCAGCUCCCAGACGGCCAGCGGCGUGAGUGGAUCAAGCCCAUCAUGUUUAGCGGGGGCAUUGGGACCAUGGAAGCUGAGCACGUGAGCAAGGAGCCCCCAGAGCCAGGUAUGGAAGUUGUAAAGGUUGGGGGUCCUGUCUAUAGGAUCGGAGUUGGAGGUGGAGCUGCUUCAUCUGUGCAGGUGCAGGGAGAUAACACCAGUGACCUGGACUUUGGGGCUGUGCAGCGGGGCGACCCGGAGAUGGAACAGAAGAUGAACCGUGUGAUCAGGGCUUGUGUGGAGGCCCCCGACGGAAACCCCAUCUGCAGCCUCCAUGACCAGGGCGCUGGUGGGAAUGGCAACGUCCUAAAAGAGCUGAGUGACCCAGCUGGAGCCAUCAUUUACACCAGCUGCUUCCAGCUAGGGGACCCGACCCUGAAUGCCCUGGAAAUCUGGGGGGCUGAGUACCAGGAAUCAAAUGCACUUCUGCUGAGGCCCCCCCACCGGAACUUCCUGACUCAUGUCAGUGCCCGGGAGCGUUGCCCCGCUUGCUUCGUGGGCACCAUCACUGGAGACCGGAGAAUAGUGCUGAUAGACGAUCGAGAGUAUCCUAUGGGAAGAAAUGGCCAGGGGGAUGCCCCCCCAACAUCCCCACCAACCCCUGUGGACCUGGAGCUGGAAUGGGUUCUGGGCAAGAUGCCUCGGAAGGAGUUCUUCCUCCAGAGGAGUCCCCCUAUGCUGCAGCCUCUGGCCUUGCCCGUAGGGCUGAGCGUGCGCCAGGCUCUGGAGAGGGUUCUGAGGCUGCCCGCCGUGGCCAGCAAGCGCUACCUCACCAAUAAGGUGGACCGCUCCGUGGGCGGCCUGGUGGCCCAGCAGCAGUGUGUGGGGCCCCUGCAGACUCCUCUGGCAGAUGUAGCUGUUGUAGCACUGAGCCAUGAGGAGCUCGUAGGGGCUGCCACAGCCUUGGGAGAGCAGCCAGUCAAGAGCCUGCUGGACCCCAAGGUCGCUGCCCGGCUGGCCGUGGCCGAAGCCCUCACCAACCUGGUAUUUGCUCUGGUCACCGACCUCCGGGAUGUUAAAUGUAGCGGGAACUGGAUGUGGGCAGCCAAGCUUCCAGGGGAGGGUGCAGCUUUGGCAGAUGCCUGCGAAGCUAUGGUGGCAGUGAUGGCAGCCCUAGGUGUGGCAGUGGACGGCGGCAAGGACUCCCUCAGCAUGGCUGCUCGGGUUGGCACAGAGACUGUGCGGGCUCCUGGGUCACUGGUCAUCUCAGCCUAUGCCGUCUGUCCAGACAUUACAGCCACCGUGACCCCAGACCUCAAGCAUCCUGAAGGGAGAGGCCAUCUGCUCUACGUGCCUCUGAGCCCUGGGCGGCACCGGCUGGGGGGCACAGCUCUGGCCCAAUGCUUCUCCCAGCUCGGAGAGCACCCUCCUGACCUGGACCUUCCCGAGAACUUGGUGCAUGCCUUCAGCAUCACCCAGGGGCUGCUGAAAGACCGCCUUCUCUGCUCAGGCCAUGAUGUCAGUGAUGGAGGCCUCAUCACAUGCCUGCUGGAGAUGGCCUUUGCUGGAAAUUGUGGGCUAUGGGUGGACGUGUCUGUCCCUGGGGUUGAUGUGCUGUCUGUGCUGUUUGCUGAGGAGCCAGGCCUGGUGCUGGAGGUGCAGCAGCCGGACCUGGCCCAAGUGCUGAAGCGUUACCGGGACGCUGGCCUCCACUGCCUGGAGCUGGGCCACACAGGCCAGGCUGGGCCCCACGCCAUGGUUCGGGUGUCAGUGAACGGGGCUGUGGUUCUGGAGGAGCCUGUUGGGGACCUUCGAGCCCUCUGGGAGGAGACAAGUUUCCAGCUGGAUCGGCUGCAGGCAGAGCCUCACUGUGUGACGGAGGAGGAACGGGGCCUGAGGAAGCGGAUGGGGCCCAGCUAUUGCCUGCCCCCCACCUUUCCCAAAGCCUCUGUGCCCCAUGAGCCUGGUGGUCCCAGCCCCCGUGUCGCCAUCUUGCGAGAGGAGGGCAGUAAUGGAGACCGGGAGAUGGCCGAUGCCUUCCACUUGGCUGGGUUUGAGGUGUGGGAUGUGACCAUGCAGGACCUAUGCUCUGGGGCAAUUGGGCUGGACACCUUCCAAGGCGUGGCCUUCGUGGGUGGUUUCAGCUACGCAGACGUCCUGGGCUCUGCCAAAGGGUGGGCAGCUGCUGUAACCUUUCAUCCUCGGGCUGGGGCUGAGCUAAGGCGCUUCCAGAAGCGGCCAGACACCUUCAGCCUGGGCGUGUGUAAUGGCUGUCAACUGCUGGCUCUGCUGGGCUGGGUGGGAGGCGACCCCAGUGAGAAUGCCACGGAGAUGGGCCCUGACUCCCAGCCAGCCCGGCCAGGCCUUCUGCUACGCCACAACCUGUCUGGGCGCUUUGAGUCUCGCUGGGCCAGCGUGCGUGUGGGGCCUGGACCAGCUCUGAUGCUUCGAGGGAUGGAGGGUGCCGUGCUGCCCGUGUGGAGCGCCCAUGGGGAAGGUUACAUGGCAUUUUCUUCUCCAGAACUCCAAGCUCAGAUUGAGGCCAGGGGCCUGGCCCCACUGCACUGGGCAGAUGAUGACGGGAACCCCACAGUGCAGUACCCCCUGAAUCCCAAUGGGUCCCCAGGGGGCGUGGCUGGCAUCUGUUCCCAUGAUGGCCGACACCUGGCUCUUAUGCCUCACCCUGAGCGGGCCGUGAGGCCUUGGCAGUGGGCAUGGCGACCCCCUCCAUUUGAUACCCUGACCACCUCCCCCUGGCUCCAGCUCUUUAUCAAUGCCCGAAACUGGACCCGGGAAGGGAGCUGCUGACUGGCCACAGGGGCUCACCUGGGCCUCAUGAUUUUCCCCUGAGUGUGUGCUGCCCCCUCCCUCAUGACCUUCAGGAGCACCCCAUGUUGUUUCCAAAAGCAUCUUGGACAGACAAGGACCAAAGUGCCAGAAUCCCAGCUGACUCGAUGGUCUGCUGCCGAUGUUCCUUCCGCGGCUGUGUCUGUUUUCAGUUCUGCUCUAACACAGCCUGCCCCUUCUCGGCCCUGGAAACAGCAUGUGGCUCAGAGAAAACAGCGACAAGGACAAGUCAGAUGCCUGAGGCUGGAACAGGGGCUUCUGUUCCACACUUCACAGCACCCAGUGAUCACCCGAGUGCCUCAGUUGCCUCCUUGGCUCUAAGGGAUGUUUUACGCUCCCUUUUCUUAUCAUUGGGGUUUAGGGGAUGCAGACAGAUUCAGCAAUAGUGUGCGGAUCAGCUCCUUACCACCUCAUUGUUCUCAUCUGGACCAAAACUUUCUAGAUUUUUCCCUAAGUUCCACACUGUGCUGAAUGUAAAGAAUUGUUGCUUGUGGAAGUUUCUCAGCAUUUCUGGCUGUCUCGGGGCUGGCCUGGUGCUGGCCUCAGAACUUAGCAUUCCUGAUAUUUGCUUCUAAAUUAGCAGCCCUUUCUUUCUUUCUUUUUUGAGACAGUCUCA